This is a messenger RNA of Ostrinia nubilalis (European corn borer), 2145 nucleotides long. Its product is annotated as lachesin-like. Gene Ontology annotation, cellular component: neuron projection. The record is from RefSeq and is a predicted model, not a curated record. The coding region runs from base 231 to 1439 and encodes 402 amino acids. The transcript is spliced from 10 exons. NCBI's taxonomy places the organism in Eukaryota, Metazoa, Arthropoda, Insecta, Lepidoptera, Crambidae.
CCGAGCACGCGAGUCGCAUCUCGCUCCACGCCUCGCUCGCCGCGCUCGCUCGAAACGAUCUCGACAAACAACUCAACUCACGACUCACCGAUGAAUAUUUAAUGACACCUAUUCCUACCCCGGCGGAUGAAUGAACCCACACCGUUGCCCCACCGACAGCCAUGACAACACAAUUCUAACACUAGAAAAAGUUAAUUACGAUGUCCCUGGGUUAAAGUAAUUAUAAAACCAUGAACGGUCGAAGAUUGGUGUCGCGAUCGACGACGGCGUUUGUUUUGCUACUUAUCAUUAGAUGUGCUGUCACGUCGUCCGAUGAAUCCCUCUUUCCUCGUUUCGUGGAGCCGGUGCCGAACGUCACGGUGACGGUGGGCCGUGACGCGCUCCUUGCCUGUGUCGUCGAAGACUUGCGUGGGUAUAAGGUGGCAUGGGUCCGCGUUGACACGCAGACAAUCCUGAGCAUCCACCACAACAUCAUCACGCAGAACCCUCGCAUCAGUCUGUCGUACAACGACCAUCGGUCGUGGUAUCUCCAUAUCAAGAACGUGCAAGAAGUGGAUCGGGGGUGGUACAUGUGUCAAGUCAACACUGACCCCAUGCGCUCUAGGAAAGGAUACCUACAAGUAGUUGUGCCACCAGUGAUAAUUGACAACAUGACGUCCACGGACAUGGUGGUUCGGGAAGGCACCAACGUCACCAUGGUCUGCCGAGCUACUGGAUACCCUGAGCCAUACGUCAUGUGGCGAAGAGAGGAUGGACAGGAAUUCAACUGCAAUGGAGAAUCAGUGAACGUGGUGGAUGGCGAGAACCUGACGAUAUCGAAGGUGUCCCGCCUGCACAUGGGCCCGUAUUUAUGCAUAGCGUCCAAUGGCGUCCCGCCGUCGAUCAGCAAGCGUGUCGUGCUUAUGGUUCAGUUUCCACCGAUGCUCUCAAUACCGAACCAGCUGGAAGCUGCAUACAUAGGUCAGGAUGUGACGCUGGAAUGUCACACAGAAGCCUACCCUUCGUCCAUCAACUACUGGACUACUGACAGAGGCGAUAUGAUUAUAUCAGGAGAAAAAUACACCACAACGUAUUUCGACGACAACUACAGCCGGAAAAUGAAAUUAACGAUACGGAAAGUGUCAUCAAGGGACUUUUCUUCGUACCGCUGCGUUGCCAAGAACUCCCUGGGGGAGACUGAUGGGCUCAUACGCCUCGACGAAAUACCAGCGCCUUCUACUGUAAGCACUACAGACAACAAUGUUCCCACAAAUCCUCCCAGAAAAAAAGGUAAAAACAGACCACGAGUUCGGGACAGCUCCGCUGAAAACAGAGUCUUAGGUGAUUAUGAGCUUGAAGAGUGGAGGGAAUAUGGUUAUGAAUCCACCCAGUCUUCGGGCUCCACGCUCGUCCAAGGCAAACUGCUCAUCACAGUUGGAGUCAUCAUCAUCGCCAGCUGACACCAAGUCACCUGUACCGGUGUCAAGACAUAGUGCCAACUAGAAUGUGAGUUCUGUGCUAAAUGACUUGGCUGAAGCACCAGCCAAUACUCAAGCUGUGUUGAAAACCAAAUUGUAUAGUUUACGUAAGAACUAGCAACCUAAAUACGUUAAAAGACAUCGAAAAUCUCGUAUGUUAAAUGUUCUUAAUUUAUUUUUAUGAAGAAUAACGUUAAAAAUCUACGUAAUUAUUGUAAAUAUUUAGAUCUACUUCUCGAUAUGAAAGACUGAUAGAUUUGUAUGUUACAUGUGCCAUAUCCAUUGUAUAAUCAAUAAUCGUAAUGUAGUUGUUAUUAGGGCGGCGAUCAAAAAGUGUUUAUGUCGUCAAUUAUAUUGUCUUUUGUUUUAUUGAUCAGUCAUUUGUACACCUAUUCAAAGCUCGUAUAAUAACUACGGCUUUGGUUUUACUAAAGUAAUUUGUUGAUGUGAAAUGUGUGUUGAUGACAUAAACAUAUUUUGAUUGUCAGUAGUUCGUGCUUUAAAAGCUAAAUGAGAAUUGAAUUAUACUGAACGUGAUCCGUCAUGUAAAAUGUACAUUUUGUUUGCUAUAAACUCCAAAUAUUCAUGAUUUAAGUUUCAUUAAACCUUAAUUGAUACAAAAAAUAAUAGCAGAAUUCGUUGCGUCUCGCUCUUUUAUUUGCAUAUUUAAUAUGCAUGAGCGUGAAGG